CAUUUGUAAACCUUGUUGUAAACACGCUUGAACUUUCACGAGUUGGUGAAUCUAACUGGAUGUUACAGAUUAAUGUUAAUUGUUUACCUUUAUAGUGGCUAUGGAGAGGAGCGUAGGGACAGUUUCAGCCAUUAAAGCUUUAGGGUACCCGGGCAGCUCGUGCCUCUCACGGUGCACCUGUGAUGAACUUCCCUGUCCGCUGCUCACCUGGCUGACUGCUCAGCUGAGGACCGUCUGUUCGGAGCUACAAGACUCAAACAUGACAGGUGACGUCCUUCUGGUGGGAGAGCUGAGAAAUUUACUGUCAAGCAUGUUUUCUCCCCUCGCUGUGCUGACCUCAGAGGUGCUGGAGCCAUCCAGCCUCAACAAAAUCACUGAGUUUCUUGUAUCAGAAUUGCAAGCAGCUCGAAUAAUGAAGCAUAAGGAAAUGCAUCCUGAGGAGAAUACAACAGGAGACGAGUCUGAAAAAGAGCAGCGAGUUGAAGAUAACAGACUCACAGAGUUUUCUCAGGAAUAUGAAGAUGAUGAUGAUGACAAAGACAGAAGGAACGCGGAGAUGCAGGCAGAGUGGACAUUGCUGCUGCACGCUCUUGACAUGGACUCCUCCUCUCAAUUCACAGAUGUGAUGUGUGAGGUUGAGUCGAGGCUUGCUCGUCUACCAUCUGGAGGCAUGACAAACCCACUUCUUAACCGCAGCCUCAGCUCAGAGCAGUGGAUGCAAGUUAAAAAGAUCAAUCGAGUUCUGUCAGAGGACUAUCAGUGUCGCCGACAGAUGAUGAUCAAACGCUUUCAGGUUACACUCGAGUCAUUUGCAUGGGGAGAAAAACAAAAG
Messenger RNA from Plectropomus leopardus (leopard coralgrouper), 832 nucleotides. Lineage: Eukaryota; Metazoa; Chordata; Actinopteri; Perciformes; Serranidae. The record is from RefSeq and is a predicted model, not a curated record.